AUGAAUGAUUAUGAUGUAGGCCAGUAUAUGGGAUUUUCUGAACCCACAUUGCCAUACCUGAGUCCUGAAUUGAUCGGACAAAAGCUAUUACUUGGAGCCAAUUUUGCUUCGGCGGGAAUCGGAGUCCUGAAUGACACCGGCGUUCAAUUUGUUGGGAUAUUAAGAAUGUUUCAACAGUUUUCAAUGUUUGAGCAGUACAAACAAAGAUUGAGUGUAGAAGCAGGGGCUAAUGAAGCAAAUAGAAUCGUGAGUGGAGCAUUGGUACUCAUAACACUUGGUGGUAAUGACUUUGUCAACAACUAUUUUCUCACUCCAGUUUCUGCUAGGUCUCGUCAAUUCACCGUGCCACAAUUCUGCACCUAUGUCAUCUCCGAGUAUCGAAAUAUUCUUAUGAGGUUGGUUGAGUUGGGAGCUAGGAGGGUGAUUGUGACAGGAGUUGGUCCAUUAGGGUGUCUUCCAUCUCAGCUUGCUACAAGAAGCAUAAAUGGAGAGUGUGUAAAAGAAAUACAACAAGCUUCUCAAAUUUUCAAUCCACUUCUAAUUGAAAUGACUAAGGAUCUCAACACCAAACUUGGCUCUGAUGUGUUUAUUGUUGCCAAUGCUUAUCAAAUGAACAUGAAUUUCAUCACCAACCCUCAAAACUUCGGUUUUGUUACAUCAAAGGUAGCUUGUUGUGGUCAAGGACGUUUCAAUGGAGUGGGACUAUGCACUCCCUUAUCAAGCCUAUGUCCAAAUCGUGAUGUGUAUGCAUUUUGGGACUCUUUUCAUCCAACUCAACGUGCUUUGGGAUUUAUCGUUGAAGCUAUCUUUAAUGGAACCUCUGAUUUAAUGAGCCCUAUGAACCUCAGCACCAUAUUGGCCAUGGAUAACAACAUCUAA
Messenger RNA from Lathyrus sativus (Indian pea), 879 nucleotides. NCBI's taxonomy places the organism in Eukaryota, Viridiplantae, Streptophyta, Magnoliopsida, Fabales, Fabaceae. The record is from the annotation of a GenBank genome assembly.